AUGCUGUAUCGGUCCACCGCAACGCUCAAAAAUCACAGCAAGUCCACGUCCUCAAUUCCCCAGCUAGGGACGAGUCUCUUAUUGAGUCGGGUUCUGCGAUCGAAAUCGAUGACGUCGGCAGAUAGCCAAGCACACAAUUGGGACUCAUCCGGCAAUACCGCGAGGAUGGAAGCUGUGGACCACCAGGAUGUCAGCAGGCGGCACGUUUGUUCUUUCUGCGGCCGCAGAUUUCGUAAACCCGAACACGUGCGGCGCCAUACACGAAUCCAUACUUUAGAAAAGCCGUAUCCGUGUCCCUGUGGAACAUCGUUCAGUAGACGAGAUCUACUGCGACGCCACGAGAGGCUGGCUCAUAAUGGUAACCAGCUUGAACCGGGUUCAUCCAUCACGACGACGGACUCGAUAUCGUUCGCAGAUAAUAUCACAGCCACGCGUCCGCGUAAAGACCGGACAGGACAGCUGGAGCAAACAAAAGAGCCGCAAUCAGUUUCCCUUCGCGCAAAUUCCGCAACAAGAACUGCGAAUGAUAGUAUCCGAUCGCUUCCGGCUUUGAGCUCGAACGAUGACCAAAGUCCCUUGAAUGACUUUCAGAACUUUCUUGCGAAUAGUACCCUGUGGACUCUUGUCGACGACCAGGAUAUAACAGGGUCACGACCACCUCUUGCAGCCGGUCUCCUUGAGAGAGGUACUAAUGUUCUAGAUCCUGAUUUUGAAAUUCGCGUAAUAGAACAGAGCAACAGAAAUACACUUAUGUCCGACUCAGCCGUUCAAGAGUACAUGACCCGGUGCCCUACAUUCAUCGUUCCGUCAUUCCGAACAAUUGGAAGAUAUCUGCGAUCCUUUUACCGAAACUUCAGUGUUCCUGUGAUGCAUGAACACUACGAACGAACAGGUCGCGUCAUCGCUGCAUUACGCCUAGCAAUACUUGCUCUGGGUGCCCGUUUUUUGUUAGAGCUUCGAUCCUCUGUGGCUUUGUUCAAUGCUUCCAGAGACAUUGUGCUCAAUCACUGGACAUGGUCCACACAGAAUGCGUCGUUGGAAGACGACAAUUCAGCCCAUCAGCUUGCAGCUACAUUUAUGCUACUUCUAGAAUGCAUCAAAAUGGAACAGAGUGAAACACUGGUAUACCAGAUGGGGAUAUUACAGAGUGGACUGGUCCACUAUGUGGCCUUAUCCCACAAUUCUGCACCCGACUCGGCUGACCUCGAAGGGCAAUUUGCCUCGUGGGUUCGGUCUGAGACAAGUCGACGCAUUGAAGUAUUUGGAGUGUGUGCCGCUGCUUCCCAUGCUUUUCUCUUCGACGAUCUCUGUGCACAGGUAAAGACCAACUCUAGCCUUCGACUCCCUUGUUCUUCGAGGGUCUGGGCCACGGCGACUGCUCGGGAGUUUGAACAACGGCUGGAGAGCCAGGAGCACCGGGGCCCCUUCGCUGUUGAAUGGUUUCAAAAUGUCAGCGAUCAAGCAGAUGUGAUCAGCGACCCAGAGGUUGAGGAAGAUAUCUCAGUACCACGGCACUGCUACAUUGCUGCAGCUUUUUUGGGCCAUCGGGUAGCAUUUUUGUCAAAUGGCCAUUUUGCUGGAUCGGCUACUCGAAUGCAGCGAAUGGAGUUUGAACGCAUCGGAAAAACUGCAAUUCGCUUUUUGGUGGCAUUGGAGGCUGAAAGACCCUCUCCUGAUGCAUUGACGCCCCUUGAAAGUAAGGCAAAGGCAAUCAUGCAGUUGAUUCUCGUGCGCCUGGCUCUCAGCCUACCCGCGAAAAUAAGGAUGAUUCCAUCUUCGUACGCCCAUCGUCCCUUGCAGCUUGCAACCGCAUAUUAUGAAUGGUCUUGGGAGACUCCCACUUCGCCAGAUAUUUUGCUUUAUGCGAUUAGACAUAGUAUCGACCUGUUGAAAUAUCCCGCCUCUACUGGGGUCGUUUUCUUUGUUCGGUCUGGCAUGAGCAGCUGGAGUGUCGAAUUGCUAGUACUUGUUUUUGAAUCUGCUCUUCUCCUCAGCCGAUGGGUUCAAAAGUCUGACGAUUUGAGAACUAGCCACCAAGGCACGUCAAGCAACGAAGAUGCGUUUCGAGGAGAAAUGGGGCUCAUCUCCGGUUUAGAGGAAAUUCGGCUUCUCAGGCGCCUUCUGACACUUCUCCAAUCAGCUUGGUCAUCUUUCACCGAUACAGAUGAGAUUUCGGAUGAUAUCAGUGCCAGUCAACUCUCUCUAUUUGUUUUAAGAUUCUGGGCAAAUGUACUGGAGACCCCUGAGAACACGGAAUUUGCACGCUUGCUUGGGAGGACUCUUGCCGAAUAUGCCAAGUUGCUUGAAAGCACCCCUCAGUGA
Penicillium oxalicum is the source of this 2322-nucleotide messenger RNA. Its product is annotated as C2H2-type zinc finger protein. Gene Ontology annotation, cellular component: chromatin. Gene Ontology annotation, molecular function: DNA-binding transcription factor activity, RNA polymerase II-specific; RNA polymerase II cis-regulatory region sequence-specific DNA binding. Gene Ontology annotation, biological process: regulation of transcription by RNA polymerase II. NCBI's taxonomy places the organism in Eukaryota, Fungi, Ascomycota, Eurotiomycetes, Eurotiales, Aspergillaceae. The coding region runs from base 1 to 2322 and encodes 773 amino acids. The transcript has 7 exons. The record is from RefSeq and is a predicted model, not a curated record.